AUGAUCUUCUUCCUUUUAUCUCCAAUUCAUUCUUUCCUUCUUUCUUUCCUUCUUUCUUUCUGUCUUGUCGCUCUUUCUUAUUACCCUUUCUUUCUUUCUUUCUUUCUUUCUUUCUUUCUUUCUUUCUUUCUUUCUUCUCACCUUUUCUUCUUUCUUUUCUUCACAACCUUCUUUUUGUUUGUUUAUUUGUUUGUUUGUUUCUUUGUUUCUUUCUUUUCGCCCUUUUUUCUUUCCUUCUUUCUUUCUCUCUUGUCGCUCUUUCUUUCUUUCUUUCUUUCUUCUCACCUUUUCUUCUUUCUUUUCUUCACAACGUUCUUUUUGUUUGUUUAUUUGUUUGUUUGUUUCUUUCUUUCUUUUCGCCCUUUUUUCUUUCCUUCUUUCUUUCUCUCUUGUCGCUGUUUCUUAUCACCCUUUCUUUCUUUCCUUCUUUCUUCUCACCCUUUCUUUUUUUGUUUUCACCUUUUCUUUUCACUUUCGUUCUUUCUUUUUUCAUCUCGUCCUUUCUUUCUUUUUUCUUCCUUUCUUUCUUUUAGCACUUUCUUCUUACCAUUUCUUUCUUUCUUUUCGCCUUUUCUUCUAACCUUUCUUUCUUUCUUUUCAAUGUCUUCCUUCACAUUCUCCUUCUCGUCUGUCACCUUCCUAUCUCUGAUGUUUUUCCUGCAUCGCAUCCGAGUGCAACGCCCUGCAAUACACACUAGCACAUGCGUAUACAUUCAUUCAAUUCUUCAUUAUUUUUCCCCCUUUCCUCUUAUUCACUCAACUUUCUUUUCUAAUAUCCAAUUCAAUCAGUGA
Acanthosepion pharaonis is the source of this 792-nucleotide messenger RNA. The record is from the annotation of a GenBank genome assembly. Lineage: Eukaryota; Metazoa; Mollusca; Cephalopoda; Sepiida; Sepiidae.